Messenger RNA from Closterium sp. Naga37s-1, 819 nucleotides. NCBI's taxonomy places the organism in Eukaryota, Viridiplantae, Streptophyta, Zygnematophyceae, Desmidiales, Closteriaceae. The record is from the annotation of a GenBank genome assembly.
AUGGCUAAGAACAGGAGGAGCUCCGGCGUGGGGUCUUCGGAUCCCAGCGGCGCUGCUACCGGGCUGUCUAGGAGCGGCAAACCCGGAGGCGUGUCGGGCCGGUUGGUGAAUGUGUUCGAGCAGCUGUGGAACCGUCGCAAGUUCGACAUUCUGGGACGCAAGGUCAAGGGCGAUGUUCGCGCCAAGUCCAUCGGCAAGGCUAGGAGUGCUGCUGUGGAAAAGAGGAAGGCGACGUUGCUGCAGGAGUUCCAGCAGCGCGGCAAGGCGAACCUGUUUCUGGAUCGGAGGUUCGGCGAGGGCGAUGAGUCCAUUCCCGAGGGCGAGAAGGCCAUCGUGCGAUUCCAGAAGGAGCGCAUGGCCCAGCUGAGUCGCAAGAACAGGUUCUCCCUCGGGGACGACGACGAGAGCGAAGACGACAACGGGGGGGACGAUGACGGAGGCGGAGGAGGCGCGGGUAGGCGCAGCGGCAGGCGGGCAGCGGCGAGCGAGGACGGCGACUUGCGUCUGACGCACGGCGGGCGGGACAUUGACGACUUUGACGACUCGGACGUGUCUGGCUUCGGGGAGGAUGAGGACGACGAUGAUGGAGCACUGGGCGAUAAGAUUGUGAGCGAGUAUCAUUUCGGUGGUGGCUUCGUUCCCAAGGCCAAGUCGGCCACAGACGCACAUCUUGAUGCAGGGACUGAGCAGGGCGUGGGGGGAGAGGAGCGGCAGAAGACGAAGAGGGAGGUGAUGGAGGAGGUGAUGGCGAAGAGCAAGCUGUUCAAGGCGAAGCGGCGGGCGGAGAAGGAGAAUAGAAAUCACUAUCUUAUUCACUAA